Messenger RNA from Sapajus apella (tufted capuchin), 2753 nucleotides. RefSeq lists its product as uncharacterized. The transcript has 2 exons. The coding region runs from base 1595 to 2578 and encodes 327 amino acids. The record is from RefSeq and is a predicted model, not a curated record. Lineage: Eukaryota; Metazoa; Chordata; Mammalia; Primates; Cebidae.
GGGGUGGCGGUGGCUGUGGUGGCCCAGCCUGCUUCUCCCAGCCCCGGCCUUCAAGCCAUGAAGCCCAGACGGGUGACACCCCAUGAGGACGUGGCCCCAGCGGCUCCAUUUUCCCCCAACAUUCAGUCACUUCCCUGGAGCAAUUUUUCCUGCCCAGCUGGGGACCAGCGAGUGGGCUGUGGCCCCAGACAGCAGCAUGAGGCCCAAACCUCUGGGUAGGGCCCAGGCGGUCCUCCUUUUUCAUUGAGCCAGGUGGUUUCAGCGGGCGAUGAAAGGCCCUCCUUAGCUUCGGAACUAAACUCUCUUCACCCCAACUUCCUCCAGGGCAAGGGGAGAUCCCAGGAAAAGGUUAUUUACAGAUUUUCCAAGGCCAACGCCCUGCAAGGAACCCCCCUCCAACCUUCAUUGUAGGUCUGCAUGGGGCCUGGGCUUAGCGCCCUUAUUUGGGGUAAACUGAGGCCCAGGACAAGCCUGGCAGAGCCCAAGGCGGUUCGGGGCAGAUGACCUCACAUUCAUCCUCAAAGGUUGAAUGGUGGGGAGGGGCUGGAGUCUCUUCCUCCCUCUGAGUCCGGGCUCUUGGAGGUGGUAACUCCAGGCUGUGCCAGGUUGUGGAGGGUCUGGGGCAGAGUCUGAGGGGCACCGUGGAGCUGGAGCAGGAGACAGGGCAGGGUGUUCCAAGCACAGUCCUUCUGGGCAUGGGAGAGAAGUCCCGAGACCCUGGGUCACUCCCCAAGAUAGCUCUGAGGCCUCCUGCUCAGCCCUCACCUAUGCAGGGAGCGAGUGUGCCCCCCCAGCCCUGCCUCUGCCAUUACUUAUUGUCUCUGGUGUGGGUUGUCAUGUAAUUGGCACCAUGUUGUCUGUAGGACAUUACAAUGUGCUUGUGUCCUGGUUUGAGUUGGCAACCCGCAAGGCCCUCUGCAUGGUGGAGCCUGGGGGUGGCAGUUUCGUCCCUUCCCCUGCCCAGGUGCUUCGUCCUCAUGGCCAGGCCUGGUGACUUGGCACGUCCCUGCUGCCCCAAGCUCAGCUUCCUUCUGCUGGGCAUUCCUGCCCCACUAGCUCUUGGCUCUCCCCUCCCUCGUGCCUCUGCCCAGAGAUGUCCCAAAGGCCCUCAGGGCCACGCUGGGCCAGGGAUGUGGCUGCCAUAGCAGAGGCCCUGGGCUCUGGCUGGCCUGUCCCCACCAGGUGGCCUUGCCCUCCCAAGUUGGAGAUCUUGGCACCAGAUGCUGAAUGCAGCGGCAGGCUUGGAGUCAGCCCUGGCCACAUUAAGGACACAGGUGACACCCUGAGGAUCUGGCAUUGGCCGCUUUAGGCCUAACUUUCCUGGUCAGGGUCUCUGAAAAGUGGCCCAGGCACAUUGGUCUCAUUUCAAUGAGACUCAAUCAGAGGCCUGGUCUGGUCCUGGCCCUACCGCCCCAGCUGUCCUUCAGCACGACUCAGGGUGGGGACCCCAGGCUGCUGGGUCUGUCUCUUGGGAGGGGGUGCUCUGGAAGGUCAGGGUGAUCCAUCCCUGUGAGCUGAGGGUGAUGCAGCUGAGAGCUUGGGACAGAGAAAGCCUGGGCCUCCCUGCAGGGCACCUGCCCAGUGGGGACACAAGAUGACAGAGACCUCACCAUUGGGGGCACUCAGGCACUACAAACCUGGCAGCUCUUGUUUCCGGCUGAGUUGUGGCCAGAGCAGGGCCUGGUACGCCCCUGAACUUUCUGAAUGGACCAACAAGCUGAGCCUGAAAACCCAGAGGAGCCUCGAUCCAGGAGAUGGAGACCGUGCCCAGCAUCCAGCUAGAGCCCAGGCUUUCCCCAGGGCAGCAGGAGGGCCUGGGGGUGGCUGCCUUCAGGACAAUGGUUUCUGCCCUGAACUGGCACCUCCACCCCUCUGCUUCCUAGAGGGUGACCUGGGCAGAGCCGCUGAGUCCUUCAUCCCCUUAGGACAGAGGGGAUGCCCUGUGGCCACAGCACACAGGAUCCUCAGCAGCCAUAGUCCCACUCUGGGGUGUCCAGUGUUUCAAGGAGGAGAGGGGACAGGGGCCAUGUCCACCCCCUUGGCCCUCCUCUUGGACCCCAAGGUCAGGCUGGAUCCUUUUAUCCUGUGGGGAGCCCCUGCCUUGGCCAUCGGGAUGAGUUUCCUCAAGUCCCUGGACAAGCGGGUCAGAGACUCCCUCGAUGUCCCCCAGGGCCGUGGGCACACCCACCCCCCCGCAGACAGGUGCCCUGAGAGCUCCAGAGGCAUGAUCCCCAUCCCCAUCCCCAUCCCCAUCAGCGGAGAAGCCAGAACCGCAAUUGUUCCAUCUGGGAAAACCCAGCUGGAGCUGAAGGGCCCGUGCCCCUGCUGCAAUUGUGCUGAAAAUGUUUCUCAAAUGACCCAAAUUGGCUCUUAUUUUUUCUUAUGGCCCCUUCAAAGUAUUCAUGAAAUGAUGCUGUGUCACAAAGCAAAAAUAAAAGAUUUCAUGGCAAUGGCUAGUUCAAGCGCGCAGGGAGCGGCGUGUUUUAAUCAAUUUAUCGAUAAAAACAGUAUGGUGCUGACACUCCAGGGGAAAUGUUUAUUGAGUAAAGCAUCUGAGGACCUGAUGCUAGGCAGGUAAACUGCUGGUGCUCAGCAGCGAGAGGACGCAUCACUCUGCUGUCCUGCAGGGUGAGGCCCUCCCCAUGCCUUGCUGAGAGCCACCUGCAGACACAGCAGGUCGCAGCAGAAUGCACAGGUCACUGUUGUAGGGGAACAGACCGUAAUGCCCACAUAGAGAAAACCUGAUAGUGAAA